Drosophila montana is the source of this 1661-nucleotide messenger RNA. It is a transcript of the gene Dbp21E2, whose product is annotated as putative ATP-dependent RNA helicase Dbp21E2. The transcript is spliced from 2 exons. The record is from RefSeq and is a predicted model, not a curated record. The coding region runs from base 67 to 1626 and encodes 519 amino acids. Gene Ontology annotation, molecular function: RNA helicase activity; ATP binding; RNA binding. NCBI's taxonomy places the organism in Eukaryota, Metazoa, Arthropoda, Insecta, Diptera, Drosophilidae.
CAGCAAAACAAAAACAGCUGACUGCGGCGUGCAGCGGCAAACGAAAAAAAAGUGUUUGGCGGCGAAAUGUUGCAAAAUCUUUCGCGGACAUUCUUGCGCCGGCAAUACGCCAAGGCUGCCGCACAAAUCAAGACAAAAGAAUCCGAACAGAGCCACAGUAAGCCGCUUAUUAGCUGCCGACGCACACAAUUCAAUCUGCUGCAGCAUGAGCGAGCGGACGCCAAGUUUGGCACCCUGCCACUGUGCUCCAAGGGUUGGCUGCACAAUAAAUCCAAGGGCGAUCACUUUACUCUUAAUGCCAGCAUCACAAGCGCGCAGCUGAAGGCGGAGAUGAAGAGUUUGAGUGACUUCCUGGCCACAUCGGAAAUUCAGAUGCAUCCGCAGCUGCUAGAGAACCUGCAGCAGGAGCUGGGCAUCAAGCAGCUGACGGGCAUUCAGGCCCAAGCCAUGCCCAUUGUGGAUGGCAGCUUUCACACACUAAUUGCCGCCGAAACGGGCUGCGGCAAGACUCUAUCCUACCUGUUGCCCGUGCUAAAUAGAAGGCUUAAGGACCAAUCCCCAGAGCCCGGCGAGCGACGCUUCAAUACGCCCAGCGUACUGAUACUCACGCCCGGACGGGAGCUGGCCACACAAAUCGCACAGGUUGCCCAAAAGCUGUGCGCGAACACGGAGCUAAAGGUGAAGGCACUUCUCGGCGGCAAUACCAAGCAGUUAAUGCUGAAUCCACAAUUCGAGGAGGUGGACAUAUUGGUGGCGACUUUGGGCGCCGUCAGCAAGCUGGUAACAACUGGCAUCUAUCACAUGGAGCAAGUGCGUCAUGUGGUGCUGGACGAGGCAGACACGCUGCUGGAUGAUUCGUUCACGGAAAAGCUCACCUACUUCAUGCGAAGAUUUCCCUUCCACAGAAAUCACGUGCAGGAUGCGAGCAUUGUGGGCACCCAGCUGCUGCUCGCCUCGGCCACGAUGCCCACCAAUACACGCGAGAUCCUGCAGCGCGUCAUCGAUGUGGAAACUAUUCACGAGGUAGUCAGUCCACAUUUGCAUCAUCUGAUGGCGCAUGUGACGCAAAAGUUUCUGCGCAUGGCCAAGGCGGAUCGUCCGGCCAACCUGUUGAACCUGGUCAAGCAGGAUUUGGCCAAACUUCGGCCCCUGAUUGUCUUCAGCAACAAGUCAGCGACCAGCGACUAUGUCUCCAUUUUUCUAAACAACAGCGGCAUCAAUUGUCUCAAUCUAAAUGGCGAUAUGUUAAUGAAGAUACGCUUGGGCCGCUUCGAGGAGUUCCAGCGUGGCCAGUGCGAUGUCCUGUCCACCACAGAUGUGGGCAGUCGCGGCCUGGACACAACGCGCGCACGUCAUGUGCUCAAUUUUGAUUUCCCGCUUCACAUCUCCGACUAUAUACAUCGCUGCGGUCGCAUUGGACGCGUGGGCAGUUCGGAAAAGACGCUGGUCACGAAUUUCAUUUCAUCCCGUCGCGAGAUUGAUGUGGUGCAGCGCAUCGAGCAUGCGGCACGCACGGGCGGCCUGCUGCCCAAUGUCAAUGCGAACAUUAAGAAUAUCAUCAACAAGCGCAUUAUGGCUGACAUGAAGGAGGCGGGCGUGCCGUUGCCGCAGGAGGAGGCCUUCUAGUAUACAUUUGUUAAAUAAAGUUUUGUCACAUAGAA